GGGGCGGACGCUGGGCACCGGACCAGGAGUGAAUUCGGUUUGUACUGCUGGGUGGCUCGAAACGAUGCCUUCCUAGUUUAAACUGCACCAGCCUACCCGGGUGAGCCGGAGGAAAAAGAGCAAAGCGUGUAUUUCUGAAGAGAUGCAUGCAAGGAAGUUGAUUUCAUUGAUACUUUUCAAGAAGCGCUCUCCAAAUAAACCUCCUGACUCCGCGCCACCGGUGAAUUUAAUAUACACAAUGUUUUUUGUGCAGAAUGGAGAGCUACGAAGAGUUCUGCAAAGCUUAUCUUGAUCAAAUCAAAGCCAAGGUCAUGAUGGAGGGAAGUUCACUGCCAGCAGCAAGCUCCGGAGACUCUUUGAUUCGGUUCCAUGGUGUCGCCAUACUUUCACCUAUGGCAAGUGAUCAUGGGCUUGCCAUGAGGUUUAAUUAGUUCCUUGUUUAUUUGUAGAUUUAAUUGACUUGUGUUCAGAAAUGUUUGAUUGCAGUGUUAUUAUCCUAUUAUAAUCAUGAAUAACAAGAUGUUUGAAAUAAAGAGAAUAUUUGUCAGUUUAUUUAAAAGUUACAGUAAUUCCCUGCUACCUAUUACUAUAAGACAUAGGAGCUGAAUCAGGCUCUUCAGCCCACUGAGUCUGGUCUGCCAAUCAAUCAUGGCUGUUUUUUUCAACUCCAUUCUUCCAUCUUCUCUCCAUAACUCUGAACCCCUUUACCAAUCAAGAACCUAUCAAUUUCUGUCUUACGUACACCCAAAUAAAUUAGCCUCCACUGCCUUCUGUGGCAGCAAAUUUGACAAAUUCCCUAAUAUCUAACUGAAGGAACUCCUCAUCUCAGUUUUAAAGCGACAUCUCUUUAUUAUGCAGCUGUGCCCACUGAUUAUUGACUGUCAUACUAAUGGAAGCAUCCUCUCCUUGUCCACCCUGUCUCGAUAUUUCAAUAUCCAGUAGGUUCCAAUUCUGAAUUCCAAUGUGCACAAUCCCUGAGAUAAUCAGAUGUUCCUCAUUGGUUAUGCCUUUCAUUCUUGUAAAUCCUCUCUGAAUCCUCUUCAGGGCCAGUACAUCUUUCCUCAGAUACAUGUUCAAAAUCGCUUACAACAUUUCAAAUGCUUCAGCAAGCCUCAGCAACACAUCCUUGCUUUCGUGUUCUAGCCCUCUCGAAAUGAAUGCUCACAUUGCACUUGCCUUCUUUACCGCUGACCAAACCUGCAAGCUAACUUGAAGGGAAUCCUGAAUCUUUCCGUCUCCAAUUUCUGAAUUCUUUCCCCAUUUAGAAAAUCGGCCCCGUCUUUAUUAUUCCUACCAGAUUCAGGUUUCUUUAUCACGUGCAUUGAAGCGUACAGUAAAAUGCGUAAUUUGCGUUAAUGGCACCCAUGUGGCUUCACAAGUUCCAGCAGGAACCUAGCAUGCCCACCAUGCUUGGCAGAACCACACAGCACCCAACACAACAGAACAUACUAAGCAACAAAGCAACUUCCCUGAGGACAAACUGUUCGAUGCAAUUUUCCCUCUGCAGCCCAGUCUCAAAUGGAACAAAAGGGUGUGUUUGCUCAUAAUUUUCUUUUAGUUCUGUGUGUAUUUUAAGCUCUUUUACCUUUACGGUUUAGCUUCAAGUUUUCAAAUGGUCUUAAUAGAUUAUGAAUGUCUAAAAAAUGUAUGAGGGCCGCACAGUUAGUGUAACAGUAUUAUGGCGCCAAUGGCCCAGGUUCAAUCAUGCCACCAUUAAGGAGCUUGUACAUCCUCUCCAUGACCGUGUGUGUUUCCUCCCACCUUCCAAAGUCAUAUGGAUUAGGGUUAGCAAAUUGUGGACAUGCUGUGUUAGCGACACUGCCCCCAACGCAUCCUUGACAGAAGACGCAAACAAUGCAUUUCACUGUAGUGUCGAUGUUUUCAUGUACUUGGGACAAAUAAAGCUAAUCUUUACGAACAGAAAAGAAUCUUGAUGAUUUUCAGAAACGUCGGGGCCUGACAAAUUUUAAUCACCUUUGAGGACAUAAGACCAUAAGAUAUAGGAGCAAAAGUAGGCCAUUUGGCCCAUCCAGUCUGCUCUGCCAUUCAAUCAUUGAUGAAAACAUUGUAUUAGAUAGCACAGGUACUUGCUGAGGUAGAGCCAGUUGUCUCUUUAGCUUUUGGUUGUUGGAAGAAAAUUUAUUUAGACGUUGCUGUCUGCAGCAGGUGUUUUGCUCUAGAUCGUGAAAUCUAGCCCAUUGAUUAAUUUUAUUAACUUUUCAGAAUCUAGGUGCUGCUGGCAGAAGAGUAAUUGUUACUCAUCCCAAAUUGUCCUCAUCCUUGAUCUCCUGCACUAUCUCUUGUGAAUGUGUUCUCACUGUGCUGUUGAGUAGGAGCUUCCAGGAUUUAGACCCAGUAAAUAAACAAUGAUCUCUUUCCAAAUCAAGAUGGCAUUUUCAAGAUGGCCGUCAAGAGGGGAACCUGCAGCUGAUGGUGUUUCCAUGCAGCAGUUGCCCGUCUGGCUGAUGACAGGGGUUGUGGAAUUAGAGGGGACCAUCAAAUACUAAUGACUGGCUGUAAAGAUAAUUACUUACUGUCUGAUACAGAAAUAAACUUAGGAGAAAGGGCAGCAGAAUGGUGUAGGAAGUAGAGUGAUUGUCUCGCAGCUCCUGCAUCUCAGGUACAGUCCUGACCUCCCCGUUGCUGUCUGUGUGGAGUUUGCAUGUUCCUUUUGAAUGGAGGUCGGUGACCAGUGGUGUUCUGCAGGUAUCUGUUCUGGGACCACUCUUCUUUGUGAUUCUUAUAAAUGACCUGGAUGAAGAAGUAGAAGGGUGGGUUAGUAAGUUGUCUGAUAACACAAAGGUUGGGGGUGUUGUGGAUAGUCUGGAGGGUUGUCAGGAGUUACAGCGGGACAUUGAUAGGAUGCAAAACUGGACUGAGAAGUGGUAGAUGGACUUCAACUCAGAUAAGUGUGAAGUGGUUCAUUUUGGUAGGUCAAAUUUGAAGACAGAAUAUAAUGUUAAUGGUAGACUCUUGGCAGAGUGGAGGAUCUGAGAGAUCUUGGAGACUGUGUCCAUAGGACACUCAAAGCUGCUGCGCAGGUUGACUCUGUGGUUAAGAAGGCAUACGGUUGGCAUUCACCAACCAUGGGAUUAAGUUCAAGAGCCGUGAGGUAAUGUUACAGCUAUAUAAGACCUUGGUCAGACCCCACUUGGAGUACUGUGUUCAGUUCUGGUUACCUCACUACAGGAAGGAUGUUGAUACUAUAGAGAGAGUGCAGAGGAGAUAUGCAAUGACGUUGCUUGGAUUGGAGGGCGUACCUUAUGAGAAUAGUUUGAGUGAACGUUGCCUUUUCUCCUUGGAGUGACAGAGGAUGAGAAGUGAUCUGAGAGAGGUGCAUAAGAUGAUGAGGGGCAUUAUGAGGGCGUGUGGAUAGCCAGAGGCUUUUUCCCGGGGCUGAAAUGGCUAACACGAGGGCGCAUAGUUUUAAGAUUGCUUGGAAGUAAGUACAAGGGGGAUGUCAGAGAUAAGUUUUUCACACAGAGAGUGGUGGGUUCAUGGAAUGCACUACUGGUAGCAGUGGUGGAAGCAGAUACAACAGGGUAUUUUAAGAGCCUCUUAGAUAGGUACAUGGAGCUUAGGAAAAUAGAGGGCUAUGUGCUGGGGAAAAGCUAGGCAGUUUCUAGAGUAAGUUACAUGGUUAGCAUGACAUUGUGGGCUGAAGGGCCAGCAAUGUGCUAUAGAUUUCUAUGUUCCUCGCUUAUGGGGAUUUUGUCCAGGUUCUCCAUUUUCCUUCAUACAUAUAUUGGUAAGUUAUGACUUGCCCCUCAAGUUUAGGUAAGUGGUAGGUUAUUAGGGAGAGGGGGAAGUAUAGAGUGAACGUUACAUGGAGAAUUUGUGGGAGGGGUGAAGUGGUGUCUGUUAUGUACUUUUUAUUUUUACUUAGGGAUACAGUACAGGGACAGGCCCUUCUGGCCCAUGAACCCUUGCCACCAUGUGACCAAUUGACUUACCAACCCAUGCGUCUUUGGACUGUGUGAGUAAAGCGAGAGAACCCAGAGGAAACCCACAUGAUCACGGGGAGAAUGUAUAAACUCCUUCCAGACAGCAGCGGGAAUUGAACCCCGGUCGCUAGCAUUAUGCUGACUGCCAUGCUGCUGUGCGGCCAUGCAGAAACAUCAAUCACGUCACACUAAUUCCUUCCAGCUUUCCUCAGAACAAAAGAAAGAGAUGCGCGAAUAUCAGAUGAAAUCCAGGAACCUCAGUAAAACCUCAAACGAAAAACUGCCUGAGACGCAAAGAAGUACACUGAUACACAACGUGCAUGCACCAUCCAACGGAGAAGCAUGCAAGCUGGUUUGUAGUUUGCCGGUGAGGCCUCUUUGUUUGUUAUUUAAAUCGACUAGGUAGAAGGUAUGUUUAACAAAGUCUGUGAAUACUGAAUUCAUUGAAGGCACUGCAGAUGCCUGUACUCACUAAUGUUAGCAUGGGCAAAGCAGUAUUGAUGGAUAUGACCUUGCCACUCCAGAGAUGGAAGGUUUAUUGCAUGAGGGCAUACCGAGUGAGUUAGGCCUCUGCUUUCUGAAGUUAGAAGAGCAAGAAGCAAUCUCACUGAACAUAAAUGGUGUGCUGUAUGCCAUAUUUAUCUAUGGAUUUGCCAUUAUCUGUAAACUUUGCUCAUUUUCCCUUCCAGGAAGCAUGCAAGACCUGUUUGAAACAUUUCUUAUAAUUUGUUUUAGAUGGAAUGCUUUUAUUCUCUCCCAGGGUAGAGACCCUUUCGCACUUGAUGCACCAUCAAUAACUCACCGAGACGUGAGGCGAGAUAUAGGCUUUUAUUGGCUGGAAGAAAGAACAAGCAGCGAUUGACCACCACACUACAUCCUAGAGAAUAAGGGCAGGGCACAGGCUCCAAUCGCCUUUAUACCGGGGUCUGUGGGAGGAGCCACAGGAGCAAUCAGCAGGGGUCGUGUCCAGACAGGUAUAUGUAGUUCACCACAGCACUGUACAUGCCUGGCCAUGGAGGAGCACUCCUCCAGCUCUGAGCUAUGACUGAGCCUAGUUAAUAGUUUUGUUUUAGUCACACAAAGAGUGAAAAAUUGAUGAAAUUUGGGGACAUUAUUCAUUUCCAUGCCUGUUGGUAUGCAUGCAUAGUUUGUCUGUCUGUAUUUACUUAUCUGUUAAUCUAUUGCACAGACUUCUUUUGCACAUCGUUUGUUUAUCGGACUUUGUGUGUAGUUGUUCAUGGAUUCUGUUGUGUUUCUCCGUUCUGUUGUGAAUGCCUGCAAGAAAACAAAUCUCAAAUAGUAUAUUAUGACAUAUAUGAAUUUAUUUAGACUUGACCUGAAUAACUGAGCCUAACUUUGCCCAGGUCACUGAUGAGAUUGGAGAAGCAUGCUCAACAAACGUUGAGAGAGAUCCUGUAAAAAUGACCUCUGACCUGAUUAAAAUAAAGUCGGGUAUUUCAAAAUACCACGCUGGAUCUUCCUGCUUGGAUCAACUGGCGAGGAAGAGUCCAAGGGUCAGCAGGAGCAAAAGUAAUGAACCUGAAUCAGGUGGCUUUCAAAGGAUAGCUGAUCAUGCUCUUCGAACUGUCACCGUACGUAAAACAAAAAGGGCAAAACAUAAAGCAACCAGUUCAAAAGAAGCACAUGUAUGUCAGGUUCAGAGCGAUGACUCUGAAGUAACACCCAGGGACAAUGAAACUAGUGGUGCUAACUUGGAUCUCUUCCAUCUUGCUGCUAAGGAGAUCAGCCUGAAUGGGGAUUCACCUUCGGAAACAAUUGCACCCAGCCUGCAGAGCUUAUUGAAAAAAUCAAGGGAGUAUCGAGAUAAGCAGAAACAACAAACACUGCAGAAGAGUUUACAUUUCAAAGGGGAAGCUGUAAAGCUUUCUGAUAAGGAAGUUAUUUUAUGUGCAAGUGAAGUUUGCAAAAAUACCAGGGAAAGAAGUACUGACUUAGGAAACGUUAUGUCGCAGAACACCUUAUUAAACCCUGAUCCAUCUCUGUCAUCUGCUUCCUCUUUGCCUUUUAAUCCUGUUUCCAAACACAAUUAUAUUUCAGCAGCCAGGAAUGUGAGCCCUGCAAAAACGGCUGAAUUGUUGUCCUACUGUGAUAGCCUAUCCGAGGAGAAUAAAACCGACACAAGAAAUGAUGUUGAUCUAAUUAGUAAACUUAAAGUUUAUUGCUUUAAUAAAGAACAGCCUAAAGGAAAGAAUACAAGUUCCUGCUCCAAGAGAAUUCCAGUCUGUUCCGACUCUGGAGGUCAAGUAUCCCAGUGUCAGAAGGGAAGGAAGCAGGUGAACAGCUCACUAAAAAGCCAAAAUAGAGGUUUCAUGGUACCCAACAUAGCUCUGAGUGGAAGUCCAGUAUUGUCAAGAAAGUGGACCCGUUCUUCACAGAAGCUGCUUGUAAAUGUCCCACUCGAUAUGGGCAGUGAAAUAAUUGAAUAGAAGGUCGGAUUUGUCCAAAGAUCGACCACAAACCAACCAAUCUCAGUGACUGUACAUCACUGAACUGGAAGUGAACUUGGAUAGUCUGAAAACUUCGAUAACAGGUUUGGAAACUCCAUUAUCUUCAUCCCGCAACGUGACAGUGAAUGAGCAGUCACUGAAUGGUGAGGCAACUGCUUUGUGGACAAACCGGGAAUCUUUCGACAUCAAGUGCACACAGAAGAAAUGUGGAAUUUCUGACAGUAGCUGGACUAAUUUGGAAUAACGAUGCUGAUUUGUGUUCCCACCAAGUGAAGAUUCAACCCCACAAUCUGUUAAUAGUGCACUGGCUACAUUUCAGUCCAAUGCAGGAUUUACAAAAAACAUACUACAACAGUUAUUUGUACAAAAUUCUCCCAGUGUGUCAGCCCUUCAGAUGGGAAACCUAAGGCUUACUUUUUCUAGAAGAGUAAGGAAUCUAUCAACUAAUAAAUUCUCAAGUGUGGAUUUAAACAUUUUUGGACACAAAAUUUUAAGUUAAUUCAGGAGACGGAUAAUACAAAACACAAGGACUCUCCAGAAGCUGGACCAAUUAUAUUAGAUCACAGAGUCAAGUGAAAAUUAAUGAUGGACAGUGCCAGUAAUGACAGGAACAGAAUUCCACUGCUCUGAUGAGAUGCUCUAAAAUAUUGUGGCGAGCAUUCGGUCCGUGAUGACAGAUGAGAAAAGCUCGUUUAACUCGACAGACGUUUUUAUUGCGACAAGCACAAAAACAGACCGAGGGGGAACGUAGUCACAUACAGAUGGGGGAGGUGAUUAUUACACAGUCCAGUUACAGUCAGAGUGACCCACAACCACACAAGCAAAUAACUGUAUAACCCAAGCUAAAAUGUAACAAGCAAACUGGAACAUCCCACCAUAAACCCACAAAAGCAUUUAAAAUCAAGAACAAUAUAGCGCUGGCCACUAGGAACGCUGGUGCGUGUUGUCAACCACCCCCAGAGUGCCACAACAUCAUUACCUUUAUGUAACUGGGAUAUUUAUGUAUCUCUAAGAUAAAAGAACUUUAGUUACAUGAUACUGGAGAAAAGUUAUUGACAUAGAAACAAUUUUGAUAGAAUAGGAAAAAAGUGACCUCACAUUCUUUUGUAUUUAGUAUCUUUCUCAGAUGUUUAAUAAUGCAUAUUGUAUUUUUAAUUUAUCAUUGGGCUAAUAAAUGAU
This is a messenger RNA of Hypanus sabinus (Atlantic stingray), 7591 nucleotides long. RefSeq lists its product as uncharacterized. Bases 5366 to 6391 code for a protein of 341 amino acids. The transcript is spliced from 2 exons. NCBI's taxonomy places the organism in Eukaryota, Metazoa, Chordata, Chondrichthyes, Myliobatiformes, Dasyatidae. The record is from RefSeq and is a predicted model, not a curated record.